Messenger RNA from Pseudophryne corroboree (corroboree frog), 3672 nucleotides. RefSeq names its product VANGL planar cell polarity protein 2 (gene VANGL2). The transcript is spliced from 9 exons. The record is from RefSeq and is a predicted model, not a curated record. Gene Ontology annotation, cellular component: plasma membrane. Lineage: Eukaryota; Metazoa; Chordata; Amphibia; Anura; Myobatrachidae. Gene Ontology annotation, biological process: establishment of planar polarity; multicellular organism development; Wnt signaling pathway, planar cell polarity pathway. The coding region runs from base 747 to 2312 and encodes 521 amino acids.
GAGGUGUCUGCAAUGCAAACUGCAUUCUCACAGCUUGGGGAGACACAGAGCUGUACACACACACAUAUACACCAGGAAGGAUCCCUGUAUAUAGCACUCAGACCUGCCUGCCUGGAAUAUACCUCCAUUUUCACUUUCAUCUGGGCUCCAACACAGGACUGGGAGAGGCCCCCCUGCAUCUGCAAAAUGUGGAUUUUCUGAUACAAUGCUGGGAAACAAAAGCUUCCUAAUACAAAAGGAGUCUCUACCACCCCCUCCUCCUCCUUCUUUUUUUAAACAGCCACCAUCCUGCUUCCCUUCCCCCCCUCCCUUCCCAAGAAGUGAUCCUGGGAGCUAAAGGCUGCACAUGUCUGGGACAUCCCUUAGCUGCUUGGGGGCUGUUGGCAAUCUGAAAAGAGUCUCCUGCGUGGAACCUCGAUGUUCAACUACUCGGGACCCCAUGUUUUUACGUUUUUGAAUCCCAACUUCCAGAUGAAGAUACACAAAGGUCCGUAGGAUCAGUCCGACUAAUCAAAGGCCAUCUUUACUGUCCUCAGAACCUGGAUUCCUUAUUUUUCUUAUGAGACGGACCGAGACCGCCUUUCAAAAUAGAGUCCCUCAAGGUGAAGGUCGAUUUUCUGGCUGCGCCCUUUGGCCUGAAAAAGCCAGUGCUGAAAGAGGCGGCAGCGGUGCUGGCUGCAGUUCCAGGAAACGGGAAACCGAAAUCCAUCAACGUGGAUCGCCAUAAAGGACGUUUCUCUGAAAACAUGGACAACGAGUCCCAAUAUUCUGGGUACUCCUACAAAUCUGGGCAGUCCCGGAGUUCGCGCAAACACAGAGAUAGGAGGGAGCGCCAUCGGUCUAAAAGCAGGGACGGCAGCAGUAAGGGUGAUAAGUCGGUCACUAUUCAAGCUCCGGGAGAGCCAUUAUUAGACAAUGAGUCCACAAGAGGGGAAGAAAGGGAUGACAAUUGGGGCGAAACCACCACAGUGGUCACGGGAACCUCUGAGCACAGCAUAUCCCACGAUGACAUCACACGUAUCACUAAGGACAUGGAGGACAGUGCCAACCUGGACUGCUCGCGGCACUUUGGGGUCAUUAUUGGUGGAGCCUUAGCACUCAUCUCGUUCCUGACCCCUAUCGCCUUUAUGCUGUUGCCCAAAAUUUUACCGUGGGAUCUGGAAACCUGUGGAACACCUUGCGAGGGUCUCUUCAUCUCCGUGGCCUUCAAACUUCUAAUUCUUCUGGUGGGCAGCUGGGCACUCUUCUUCCGUCGCCCCAAAGCUUUCUUCCCUAGAGUGUUUGUUUUUCGGGCUCUGAUUAUGGUGCUCAUAUUUCUGCUGGUGGUGUCCUACUGGCUUUUUUACGCAGUCCGCAUCCUGACAACGGCGGAGAGGAACUACCAGGGAAUAGUUCAAUAUGCUGUAUCGCUGGUGGAUGCCCUACUCUUCGUCCACUACUUGGCUGUGGUUCUGCUAGAACUCAGGCAGCUCCAACCUCAGUUCACCAUUAAGGUGGUGAGGUCCACAGAUGGGGCGAGCAGGCACUACAAUGUUGGCCAUUUAAGUAUCCAACGAGUUGCCGUAUGGAUUUUGGAAAAUUAUUAUCACGAUUUCCCUGUCUACAACCCUGCGCUCCUGAACCUGCCAAAAUCCAUCCUGUCCAAGAAAAUGUCUGGCUUCAAGGUCUACUCCCUCGGAGAGGAAAACACAACUAACAACUCGACGGGGCAGUCCCGGGCAGUGAUCGCCGCAGCUGCCAGGAGGAGAGACAACAGCCACAAUGAGUAUUACUACGAGGAGGCGGAGCAUGAGAGGAGAGUACGGAAACGGAAGGCGAGGUUGGUGGUCGCUGUAGAAGAGGCUUUCACUCACAUAAAGCGGUUACAAGAGGAGGACCAGAAGAACCCGCGUGAGAUCAUGGACCCAAGGGAGGCCGCUCAGGCCAUCUUCGCCUCCAUGGCCCGAGCCAUGCAGAAGUACCUGCGGACCACAAAGCAGCAGCCGUACCAUACCAUGGAGAGCAUCCUUCAACACCUCGAGUUCUGCAUCACUCACGACAUGACACCAAAGGCUUUUCUUGAGCGGUAUUUGGGCCCGGGGCCAACCAUACAGUAUCACAAAGACCGCUGGCUAGCCAAACAGUGGACAUUGGUCAGUGAGGAACCCGUAACCAAUGGAUUGAAAGAUGGGGUCGUCUUCGUCCUGAAGCGCCAAGACUUCAGUUUGGUGGUCAGCACCAAAAAGAUCCCCUUCUUUAAGCUGUCGGAGGAAUUUGUGGACCCCAAAUCACAUAAAUUUGUCAUGAGGCUUCAGUCAGAGACAUCAGUUUGAAACCUCUGGACCCUCGUACAGGUGUAAGGGAUAAAAAGGGAAGAUUUGUACAUUUGUGCCUCUUUCCUUCCUUUGUGGCUUUUCUUUGUCUCUACUGACUUUUUACAAAAACCUCAACAUGCCUUCCUGGGUCUACACCAAACCAGAACUUCUGUUACACCAUGUUGUUCGUCAUUCAGAUAUUGUUUUGGAUCUAAUUGGAAUGCUGAUUAAACUUCCAUUUUGCAAAGGGAACUAGAUGCCAUACUUCCAGCUACCAGGGUGCUCGCCUUUCUCUCGAGAACCAUGUCAUCUCCUUGGUCCAGAACCUGGCUAAUUUCCCCUCUCCAUCUCGGCAAUAAUUGAGAUCCACCACUGUUUGUAUCAGAUGAGAUUUCGAACAUGGACCACGCAUUGGGCUUGAGUGCCUCAAGUCCUCAUUUUUGACCAUAGUCACCAGCAAAGGCCAUAAACGGAUACAAAUGUUUGGUGCCAAAAUUUAAAGGGCUAUCGGUCGAUGCUGUUUUUCUUCUUCUACCGUCUAAAGAUUUCCUGGUGCUGUCCUCCCAAGGACCACCUUUUCAUUGUGAACAAUGAGCAAACUUUUUGAAGCCUAGAUAAGUAGCUCAAACACUAGACAAUAUGGCUUAUCCUUAUUCUAGAUACUGUUACAAACUAACCUGGCUACCCCCAUGUGGGCAAGGUUUCUUUGUAGACCUCAAUGGUUUUCUUUGUCCAGACAAUUCUGCUUAAAAAGAACCACUAAAAUUGUGGCGCUGUCCAUUUUUUAUUUUUUUUCUGAACGUUUUCCAAAUAUAUUUCCUAAUUUGUACAAAUUGCUAACGUCCAAUCCUAAAAUGUACUCCCAUAUCAUCUCAUCUCUAGACAGAAUAUCAACUUAGGGGUCUACUUUCAUCUGUAAAAUAUGUCAUAAACCUCUCACCUGUUUUUAUUUUUUUAUUUUUUUUUGUUCUUCUUUUUACAGUGGUGCCAAUCAGGAAAUUUGACUGUUACAUUCCAAUAAUGCGUCUCUGGAUACAACCGUAAAAAUGCACUACUGUCCACAUCCUCUUGUUUAUAGUUUAGCCUACACACAUUUUUUAAUAGAACAUGCGACAUGCCUCUUAUUCAACACUUUUUUGGGGGGAUGACACCAUCUAGUGUUUUCUGUUUAUGGCUAUUUAUAAGAGGAGUGGGGGUACAGUUUUUACGGAAAUAUUUUAACACUUUAUUUUAUUAUUCCUCAACUUCCGCCGCGUCAUUCUUUUAUUGUUUGUUUUUGUGACCUCUCACUUUUAGUAUAAAAAGAGACUUCUGUUUCUAGCCCCCCACUACUGAAGGACUUAAAGAAAAAAAUAAAUAAAGUUUUUACACUACCUUA